Centropristis striata (black sea bass) is the source of this 446-nucleotide messenger RNA. It is a transcript of the gene atp5f1e, whose product is annotated as ATP synthase F1 subunit epsilon. The transcript is spliced from 3 exons. Gene Ontology annotation, cellular component: mitochondrial inner membrane. Gene Ontology annotation, molecular function: proton-transporting ATP synthase activity, rotational mechanism. Gene Ontology annotation, biological process: proton motive force-driven mitochondrial ATP synthesis. The record is from RefSeq and is a predicted model, not a curated record. The coding region runs from base 110 to 268 and encodes 52 amino acids. Lineage: Eukaryota; Metazoa; Chordata; Actinopteri; Perciformes; Serranidae.
AAUCAGGAUCAUGCACAGUUUUUAUUGGUUGGGGGCAAAGACCGGCGUCUUUCAAAUGACGUCAUCACGCACUCAUCCGACCUGUCCUUGAAGCCACAACACAGGCAAGAUGGUCGCAUACUGGAGACAAGCAGGCCUCAGCUACAUCCGCUUCUCCGCUAUCUGCGCCAGCGCGUUGCGGGCUGCGAUGAAGCCGCAGUUCAAAGCCGAGGCACUGAAGGCCGCAGAAGCCAACGUCAAGGUCCUCAAACCCAAACCAGCAGCAUGAUUUGAGGCUGUGAUUUAGUUAGUUUUCCCGAGUUGUGAGGUCCUGUCUCUGUUCUAUCCUGCACAUUGUGCAUGAGAAAGAAGGAAAGAUGGAUGACAUCAAGAUGACCUGAAUGAAAUCGCUGUAUUUUCUCUUUCAUUUGUAAUUAAAAUUGUAUUAAAGAUGGAUAUCGGAAAUA